Molecule: messenger RNA, 1309 nt
Organism: Bradysia coprophila
Lineage: Eukaryota; Metazoa; Arthropoda; Insecta; Diptera; Sciaridae
Cellular component (GO): membrane
Source: RefSeq, a predicted model, not a curated record
CGUUCUGGUCGUACCGAUUUUUUGUAUCUUUGGUAUAAUAACCAAUUCUCUCAAUGCAAUUAUAUUUUCAAGACCACGUAUGGUAUCAUCAUCUUACAUCUAUUUUACUGGUACAUACUCAUAAUAUUCGACAUGCUGGGGACUGCUUCAAUUUCAUUUAUUUUUUUCUAAUGAAAUUAUUUUAGCUCUUUCUUGUUUGGACUUACUUUCUUGUUUGCUUUUGUUUCUUUCUUGUUUGGCUAGAACGGAAUUUAGGAUGGUUGAUGGAUGGCGACGAUUCGAUUUGUUUUGUUUUUUACCGAUUUCUGGAAUUACAACAUCAGCAUCGAAUUUUGUGACGUUAGCUGUAGUAAUAGACCGAGUAAUCUACAUGAAGACGUGCUUGCCGAAAGGAAUACCAAAAUAUUGUCAGCCUACAGUGGCGAAAAAAGUUGUUUCCGUAAUCAUUUGCGUUUGCGUCUUCUGUAAUUUGCCUUAUUUCUUCAUUUACCAAGAAGUUGACGGCCGCUUAGUAACGUCUGCAUUCUUCGAAUCCAUAUGGUACAGCAUUUACAAUUGGAUCAAAUUUUUCAUUUUAGUCCUGAGUUCUGCAAUUUUGAUUGGAACUAACGCAAAGAUGAUAUGCAUUAUGAGAAAGUGGUACAAACGCAGUUAUUUAUUGAGAUGCGGAAAUUCCAUGUCGGAAAAGAAGCAACUGUUUAGUCAAACACAAUUAACGUUGACUAUAAUUGUGGUCGUUUUUCUAUUUCUAAUUGGGGAAAUACCGAUGUAUCUUGCAUCCCGACGCAGCGCAAUUACAAUGCUUUUUCAGGGCGAUUUAUCGAAAAGUUCAUCGCAAGCCUUGGAAACAUUUCGUAUUAUUGCAACCUUCUUGCACGCCCUACAUAUCAGUUUGAACAUUGCAAUUUAUACAUCUCUCAAUCCACCCUAUAUCAUUGAGUUAUUUGACUUUCUGCAGAUUAUUUGCUCGAAAUGCCAUUGGAAAGUAUUUAGCAAUAAUACCGGCGGUAAUACAUCGAAUAAAAUCAUUUCGAAUUCUUUUGAAACGAAUAUUUGCAUUAUUCAUGGCGUAUCCGUAGACGAAUCGUCUAUGUCGAAAAAAUCUAUCACAGUGAACAGUGCUAGAACCAGCAAUUAUAGGAUUUGUACAUGUCCUUCGACAGCAACGAAAAAGGAAACGAUUGAAAUUGAGAACAACGAUUAUGUGGAAAUUUUGGCGUCAUAAAAUAUAAUGUGACUGUCUGUUCUGUAUGUUGUAUUGAAUUGCUAUCCGAUCAUAAUAAAAUGCUAAUUUUGUAAUGUAAAAAAC